AAAAUAAAAAUAAAAAAAAUCAAUCUUUCUUUUGCCUAAAUUUACAGAGCACCUCUGUUUUUCAAUCAUGGAGUUUAGUGGCAAUAACAACAACAGGAGCCAAAAUAAUUCUGGGCUUUUGAGGUAUAAGUCAGACCCCACUUCUUUGCUGGCAAAUCUCACCAACAUGACAUCAUCUGGGAUCUCUUGUGAUGUCAUAAAUACUGUGGAUGUAAUGAAGAAAGGUGACAAUAGUUGCAACAAGGCCAUGAAUUCACAGCUGCCACCUAAAUAUACAAGGAAAAAUGGUGGCCAAAGCUAUGUUAAACCUGUUAAUUAUUAUUCAGCUGGGAUUGAUUAUGAAAGCCAUGGAAAAAUUAGUUCAAGCCUUGUGAGGCAAAACAGCUCACCUGCUGGAUUGUUUCCUCAGCUCAAUCCUCAAAGUGGUUAUAUGGGGUCGAAAUUUGAUUAUGAGACAAAUGGAAGUUCGUUCACUAGCUUUGGAUCUUGGAGCAAUAGUUACUCGUGUGACGCAGAAGAUUUCUUCAAGAGUGAUGAGCUGGAUCGUGAUCGAGCACCUUUUGUCGAUCAUUUUCAGAUUGAGGAACAUGGAGAUUCACACAACUUAUUAAGUGUACCAAAGACUGCAGCUCAUGAAAAAACCGAUGCUAAGAAGAAAUUAUUGCAUUUCGAAGACACGGUUCCUUGUAAAGUUCGUGCCAAGCGUGGUUGUGCCACUCAUCCACGUAGCAUAGCCGAGAGGGUGAGAAGGACAAGAAUCAGUGAAAGAAUGAGAAAGUUACAAGACAUUGUUCCAAACAUGGAUAAGCAAACAACCACAGCAAAGAUGUUGGAUUUUGCUGUUGAGUACAUAAAAGACCUACAGAAACAGUACAAGGCUCUAAUCGAAAUUCGUGCGAACUGCAAAUGUUUGGCGUCUGAGAAGGUGAAUCUAAAUGAAGCACUCUGA
Messenger RNA from Striga asiatica, 949 nucleotides. NCBI's taxonomy places the organism in Eukaryota, Viridiplantae, Streptophyta, Magnoliopsida, Lamiales, Orobanchaceae. The record is from the annotation of a GenBank genome assembly.